Messenger RNA from Cololabis saira (Pacific saury), 2636 nucleotides. RefSeq names its product golgi SNAP receptor complex member 1 (gene gosr1). Gene Ontology annotation, biological process: vesicle fusion; endoplasmic reticulum to Golgi vesicle-mediated transport. Gene Ontology annotation, molecular function: SNAP receptor activity. The transcript has 9 exons. Gene Ontology annotation, cellular component: SNARE complex; cis-Golgi network; Golgi membrane. The record is from RefSeq and is a predicted model, not a curated record. NCBI's taxonomy places the organism in Eukaryota, Metazoa, Chordata, Actinopteri, Beloniformes, Belonidae. The coding region runs from base 37 to 783 and encodes 248 amino acids.
GGCUCCUCAGGUUGAUGACGUCGCAGAACAACAAAGAUGGCGGGCAUAGGAAGCAGCAACUACUGGGAGGAUCUGCGAAAGCAGGCAAGACAGCUGGAGAAUGAGCUUGACCUGAAGCUGGUCUCCUUCAGUAAACUGUGCACCAGCUACAGCAGCUCCAGGGAUGGGCGUCGAGGAGACACUUCGGACACCACUCCGCUACUAAAUAACUCUACCCAGGACAGGAUGUUUGACACCAUGUCAGUGGAGAUUGAACAGCUGCUGGGCAAACUGACUGCUGUGAAUGAUAAGAUGGCGGAGUACACGAACACACCGGGUACAGCUUCACUCAAUGCUGCACUCAUGCACACCCUCCAGAGACACAGAGACAUUCUGCAGGAUUACACGCACGAAUUCCACAAAACCAAAGGCAACUUUUUGGCCAUCCGAGAAAGGGAAGACCUUUUAGGAUCUGUCAGGAAAGACAUUGAAACAUACAAAAGUGGCUCUGGGGUCAACAACAGAAGAACAGAGCUGUUUCUAAAGGAGCACGAGCACCUCAGAAACUCAGACCGUCUGAUGGAUGACACUAUAAGCAUUGCCAUGGCAACCAAGGAGAACAUGACCUCCCAAAGGGGGUUCCUGAAAUCCAUUCAGACCAGAGUCAACACGCUGGCCAAUCGUUUCCCAGGUAUCAACAAUCUCAUUCAGCGAAUCAACCUGAGAAAGAGAAGGGACUCUCUCAUCCUUGGCACUGUGAUUGGUGUCUGCACCAUUCUUCUCCUCCUCUACGCUUUUCACUGAGGACAUGGCAAGAUUGAUACUUUUGAAGGCGUGAGAUUAAUAUGCUCUAUGUAGCGUGGGACCCCUUCUCCCUCCCCCCAUGGAGACUUAGCUCACUGAUCGGAGGACCAUAGCGUUUCCAGAGCAGAAGGACAUUCAGGUGGUCCAGAUCUGGAACAGGAUGAGUCGGCCAGCAAGUUGCUACUACACCCUAAGUGGGGCCCAUCAUCAGCUAUCGUAUCAUUUUCUUUUCUUCAAACAGUGGGGACAGAUGGGGACCUGGUGGUUGGGUGUUCUCCUGCCAACAAGUGAACGGAGACCAAAAGUACAAAUAAGACCAGAUUUGACCAGAAUAAAAAUAAUUAUAAGACUCGCCGAGAAAGAAAUCUCUUGAAGGUGUGAAGAGAUUGGGAGGCUCCGUGAUGCAUCAUUUUGAAUCGUUCUUUUUAAUUGUUGGAGUGGGAUGGAUAGUUCAUCUGGGGUUGUAAAAUGUGAAUCAAUAAAUUAUUCUUAUCAGUAUGUGUUUAAAACAGUCUUUGAGCCGUCAUAUUUUCCGGGUAAGGUUGUAUAGGAGGUGGAUGGAGAGUGGUUGAAGCAACUGAUGUUGUCCUUGAUCAGCUCCAUUUUUGGAUUUGUACAUUUAUUUACAUUUAGAAGAAUAAAUCACUGUUGACAAAGAAAUAACAGACAUCUAUUCUAGAAGUGGAUUCAUCAUUAAAGUGAAAUCAAAACUGAACAUAAACUACUUUUUUUUUUUUUGUAUAAUGUAAAUGUAUCUCAUUGGUCCUGAAUAAUGUUUGUGGACUUGUUUCAGUAAGAAUGCGACAAACAUUUUUAGUUCCUUUCUUUCUCUUUAAAGGUCCUAAAGCACCCUCAAAACAUACACUAAUGACCAGUCAAUAAUGUCUUUAUGUCUCAUUGGGUUAAACUAUGGGCUAUAAGACGAGAAUCUAUUCAAGAUUAAACCAGCCAUCAGUUUAAGUGAUGUUUUAAAUCUUUGUUUUUAACAUUUAGUCAUCAUCUUGGACUUUUUGGAGAAAGAAGUCACCUCAUUUUUAAAAGAUUGUGGAAUUAGGGAACACAAUACAUAUAUUUGAUGUCUCAUAUCUGUUAAAUCAUAGUUAAUUCAGAAGAAGUAGGUCUAAAUAUUUUUAUUUUUUUUAAAUACAAUAAAAUAAAUAGAUCAAUUUUGAGAAGAGGUGUUGAAUGGAGAGACUGUUGGAGAGGGUGAUGUUUUGGAGCAAGUAGUGAAUCUAAUCACAGGCAACAGAAUAAUUGAAAAUAUGGAGUGCAGUGCAGCUGUAUGGAUGUGUUUAACGUGGAGCCUGAUCACAACUGGAGAGCUGUUAAGAGUUGUCUGAGCUGUACAAGGUAAAGGCAGUUAUAACACUCUUCACAAAGUCAUCUGUAAUAAACAUCUUGGCUGACUACUCUAAAGAGUUGUACACUGUCUUAAACAGAGCAGUGUCCAUUCUUGUGUGCAAAAAAACCAUGUCUGAUGAGCUGAUGCGAAAGAUUUUAUCAUUUUCACAUUUCAUAGUGUUGUGUACUGAGUACACCCUUUGUCAAUUGUCAUUUUAUUUAGUUUCAUGUGUGUUUGAAGGUGGGGGCAUAUGCAUCAACUGAGGGGAAAAUUAUUACAAAAAGUUAAUUCAAUGAAAUUGGAAGUGGAGAUUGAGAGCAAGGCAGCCGUGUGAGAAACAUCAAUGUGCUUUUCUCUCACUGCAUCAGGCUGGUUGACUGGAAUCCAAAUAAAAGAAGUCCACUUUUAUCCACUGAAGUGGAUAAAUUUAGUUUCUUGUCCUGAUCUCUUGCUGUCUGAUUCCUUCUGCAUAGAAAAAAGAAACACCCUAAAAGACUGUUUUAAAAAAAAA